This is a messenger RNA of Hibiscus syriacus, 1553 nucleotides long. Its product is annotated as serine/threonine-protein kinase AFC2-like. The record is from RefSeq and is a predicted model, not a curated record. The transcript is spliced from 14 exons. Bases 131 to 1426 code for a protein of 431 amino acids. Gene Ontology annotation, cellular component: nucleus. Gene Ontology annotation, molecular function: ATP binding; protein kinase activity. Gene Ontology annotation, biological process: protein phosphorylation. Lineage: Eukaryota; Viridiplantae; Streptophyta; Magnoliopsida; Malvales; Malvaceae.
ACCUGAGAACUGAGAUUAAGCUUGAUUAUUUCCUUUACAUUUCCUUGCUCAGCUAAAUUACAAUUCGCAGGAAUUGUUCUCUUCACAGAUUCCAUAAAAUCUAAAGAUCAGGGUUACUGUUUAGCUUGAGAUGGAGAUGGAUUAUGUUAUCGAGUUUCCUCAUAUUCACAUGGAUCGCCAUCCCAUGAAGAGGCCUAGAUUAGCUUGGGAUUUUAAUCAACCUCAGCAAAAGGCUCAGUCAUGGGUUUAUAAUGGACAAGAUGUUGGAAAUUUGACGAGCUUUGGGCCUUCGAGGGCACACCCAGAUCACACUUCUCUAUUUGAAAAGGGAUUAGCUCGAACAGUCUCUCCCCCUUGGCGAGAUGAUGACAAAGAUGGGCAUUACAUGUUUGCACUUGGAGAAAAUUUAACUUCUCGCUACAAGAUCUACCGAAAAGUUGGCGAAGGCACCUUUGGUCAGGUUCUGGAAUGCUUGGACAGGGAAACUAAAGAGAUGGUUGCCAUAAAAGUUGUUCGAAGUAUCAAAAAAUACAGGGAAGCUGCAAUGAUGGAACUUGAGGUACUUCAGUAUCUUGGUAAACACGAUAGGAAUGGUGGUCGCUGUGUUCAGUUACUCAACUGGUUUGAUUAUCGCAAUCAUAUCUGCAUUGUAUUUGAGAUGCUUGGACCAAGCUUAUACGAUUUUCUUCAGAAAAAUAAUUAUCGCCCCUUUCCGGUUGACCUUGUCCGGGAACUUGGCAGACAACUUUUGGAAUGUGUAGCAUUUAUACAUGAUUUACAUCUCAUCCAUACUGACUUGAAGCCCGAGAAUAUACUCUUUGUUUCUCCAGAAUAUGUGAAAAUACCUGAUGAGGUUAUCUCCUGUUCAGCAAUAAGGGACACAUGCCAUAGGAGGUUACCAAAAUCAAGUGCCAUCAAGGUUAUUGAUUUGGGUAGUGCAGUAUUUGAACACCAAGAUCACAAUUACAUUGUCUCCACGAGGCACUACCGAGCACCUGAGGUUAUUCUUGGAUUAGGAUGGGGCUACCCAUGUGACUUAUGGAGUGUUGGUUGUAUCUUGGUGGAACUUUGCUCGGGAGAAGCCUUGUUUCAAACACAUGAGAACUUGGAGCACCUAGCAAUGAUGGAGAGGGUUUUGGGUCCUUUGCCCCAGCACAUGUUGAAAAGAGCGCAUCGACAUGCUGAGAAAUAUGUCAAGAAAGGUAAGCUGGGUUGGCCAACGGCUGCUACCUCUACAGAAAGCAUUAAAGCUGUUAUAAAGUUGCCUCGUCUUCAGAAUCUGGUGAUGCAACAUGUAGAUCAUUCUGCGGGGUAUCUGAUUGACUUGUUGCAAGGUCUUCUUAAAUUUGACCCUGGCAGUCGAUUAACUGCUCGGGAAGCCCUCAGGCACCCCUUCUUCACUAAAGAUCAUUUCCAGAGAUUCUAAGUUUUUCCCUUUCUCCCCUUCUCCAGCUUGCUCAAGUAUGUAUAUUGAUGGUAGGCUUAGGCAAGAGGGGCUUGCUGUUGAUGAAAUUAAAAUGUUUUAUUUUUUUUUAAUCUGAGUAAAUAAAAGA